AUGGAAAUACUCCAAUUCAUAUUGCAGUCCAAAAUUGUAAUAUUAGUAAAAUUUCUUCUUUCACAUGGCGCAAAUAUUUCUCUCCAAAAUUUUGAUGGAGAAACUGUUCUUCAUGUAGCUAUUAAUGGUAAUUUCUCUAAUUCAAAAGACAAACACGGGGAAACUGCUUUGAUGAUUGCGGCCGAACGUAAUAAAUGUAAGAUAGCAAAAAUUUUAAUAUCUCAUGGCGCAAGUAUUAACAUAAAAGAUAAUUAUUUACAAACUGCUCUUCAUUAUGCUGCGGUAUACGAUAGCGCAAAAAUGACCGAGUUCCUUUUAUCCCAAGGCACAUAUAUAAAUUUAAAAGAUAAAAAUGGAUGGACUCCGCUUCACCAUGCAGUAUUUAGAAAAAAAUUAAUAUAG
Messenger RNA from Trichomonas vaginalis G3, 402 nucleotides. Its product is annotated as proteasome regulatory particle assembly. The transcript has a single exon. Bases 1 to 402 code for a protein of 133 amino acids. The record is from RefSeq and is a predicted model, not a curated record. Gene Ontology annotation, cellular component: nucleus; cytoplasm. Lineage: Eukaryota; Parabasalia; Trichomonadida; Trichomonadidae. Gene Ontology annotation, molecular function: protein binding.